Paramacrobiotus metropolitanus is the source of this 1727-nucleotide messenger RNA. RefSeq lists its product as uncharacterized. Gene Ontology annotation, cellular component: extracellular region. The transcript is spliced from 4 exons. Gene Ontology annotation, molecular function: chitin binding. The record is from RefSeq and is a predicted model, not a curated record. The coding region runs from base 729 to 1358 and encodes 209 amino acids. Lineage: Eukaryota; Metazoa; Tardigrada; Eutardigrada; Parachela; Macrobiotidae.
UUUUGGCAUUCGUUUUUGGCAUACGCUGCUUUUGGCAAACCGAUCAUUAGUACUACAUAAUUUAUUAUUAUAUUCAAGCUUGUACGUACAGACCGCAAUUAGUUCCGAAUCGUGGGCAGUUAGCCACGCGGUGGAAUUGCUCACCAGAAAGCAACAGCAUGACUAAUUUACAGUACAAAAAAUAAACGUUCAAGUAAAGCGAGUGUUUUCUAAUACUGGUGAGUGCUCUUAUUGUUAGUUCCUGCUUUCGUAGUUUAAGCCUAGGAUGAUUGAGUUACUGUUAAGUGUGCGUUUCAUCGACUUUUUAGCGAAACCGUACAAAGACUGAUCUGUCAUCGCCGCCCUCCACGUGUCAGUAGAAAAUUUAAAUUUGCAGAUCAUUUCCUGUACAGUUUCGUUGAAAAGUCGAGAAGACGCUUACUCAACAGUAACUCAAUCAUCCUACGCUUAAACUACGAAAGCAGGAAACGAACCAAUUUUACGCAUUUUACGUAAAACCGAACUAAUUUUGCGACUAAUUAGAGCGCAGCGAUUGCGCAAUCCAAUACCGUCUUUUCAAAUAAAUUUGUUAGUUAGUAAACGAGAGAACGCAUGGUAUUAGCUCUCACCUGGCGGCUGUUCUGCUGCGUUGAAUUUUCUGCUAGUGUAUGUUCAAGGUGAAGACCAGCGUUUGGCGCAGUCCUCCGAUAAACGUGGCGUUUUAUUACUACCGCUGACUGUGUUAUGUUAUGUAUAAAGAAGUUAAUACAAAGAUUAAUUCGGCCAGAAUGAAAGCAAUCAUUAUUCUGAUCACUUUUGUCGCCGCGGCGCUUUCCAGUCCGAAUAAACGCGCCACCAGCGAUCAAAACCCCAAGAUAUGGAAGGCAUUAUCCGAGAACAGCGGUCAUGGCAAACUGUCUGCCGCGGAUGCGCGCGAUCUGUAUAUUAACGCCAAACCCGGCCAGGAUUAUCCAAACCUCAGUGGAAUUCCCGCUGGCAGAUUUGAUUGCGGAUCCGUAAAACCGGGAUUUUACGCCGAUGUAGAUUAUCAAUGCCAAGUUAUCCGACGAUGUGAUAUCAACGGCAACCAAACGGCGUACUUGUGCCCCAACAUGACGGUUUUUAAUCAGAUUACGCUGGUCUGUGACUGGUUCUACAAUGUGGACUGUAGCCAAGCCCGGAAGUGGUAUAACUACUCCAACAGCCGUUUGUACCAGGGCGCCGAUGUGGCGCUGCUGGACAAUCAAGACCAGAUCGAUGAGGCGGAACUGGAACCACCAAUACCACUUACUGACACAUACCACUCGGAGAUGGUGGAGUUUCCCACAACGACAGCACAGCAACAAGGAACGUUUGCUGUUCCUUUGGAAAUGGUCUAAACUCUCUCAUCCCGACGGACGAGGAUGCCCUGAAACAAAUUUGCCGUGCUAAAAUUUUAUCUACGCAGACUACGCAGUAUACCGUACAGUGUACAUUGGAUAUUUAAAGAGGAGAUUUUAUUGGUACUCACGCUUAAUCGAAUAUGUAGUUCUACAAUGCAAAUGCACACCGCAGUUAACUAAUCCUCAACUUUCGAUUUAGUCAUGCGAUUGGAUUUCGUACUAAUCAAGAAUAUAUUACUCAAGACGAACAUUACAGAAGUAUCUGGGUGCUAGUAUCGCAAUAUUAUUUUAUUUUCUUAUGUCUUAAUUUUCAUUGUCAAGUUCAUGUUAAGCGAAACUUUACGUGGGCCGGUGUACGAAUCUGUA